Molecule: messenger RNA, 4937 nt
Organism: Archocentrus centrarchus (flier cichlid)
Lineage: Eukaryota; Metazoa; Chordata; Actinopteri; Cichliformes; Cichlidae
Gene: stk11ip
Product: serine/threonine kinase 11 interacting protein
Biological process (GO): intracellular protein localization
Cellular component (GO): cytoplasm
Molecular function (GO): protein binding
Source: RefSeq, a predicted model, not a curated record
CAUGUGACAGGAAAAAAAAAUGUCAACAUCACCCUAUACUGCAUCGCCAAAGAAAUGAGCAUGGAAACGUCGCGUUUCUUCGUGCGCAAAAAUUAAUAUGCUGUACUACAAGUAACACCUUGAUGUGAGCUGCCGGGUUUUUGGCUGUCAUUGCGCAGGAUGGCUGCACCUCAUACGGGACAGUCCUCCCUUGUACACAGCUUGGCCACACUCCUGCGAAAUAACGGUGACGUGGUGCUGGAUGGCAGCAGCACGCUGACCUUGCCGGCUGCCACCUUGCAGCAGCUCACCAGGUUGUUUGAGCAGUACCUGCUGUCCAGGAGCCAGCAGCAUGGCUUCCUCGCGCUGCCCUCCCACCCAGCUGACACUGCUUCGCUGCUACAGCUGCAGUUCCUGUUUGACAUCUUGCAGAAGACCAUCUCCCUCAAGCUCAUCAACCCACCAGAUGUCAGGCUUGAGUCCAUGGUGAAAAUCUUCCCUUUCAAGUCUCUUAAGUGUUUGGAGCUGAAGAGAAUCCCUCCACACUGUCUUGAGGGACUCAGAGGAGUUUACUCCCAGUUGGAGGUUUUUACCUGCUCAAAGAGCCUCAGCUCCUUGGAGGAGCUGUUAUCUCUGUGUGGAGGUGACCUGAGCUCUGCGCUACCUUGGCUGGAACUUCACACCCUGAACUUCAGCUACAACUCCAUUGUCUGCCUUGACCAGUCACUAAGUUUACUGAAUGUCCUGAAAUCUUUGGAUCUAAGCCAUAACAAGAUUCAGGAGUGCGCUGAGUUUCUGAAGCCUUUGACUGAGCUAGAAAUCUUGAACCUGGGCUACAACUGCCUGCAGAGGGCGCCAACACUUGGUCUGAGCGCUAGCGCCAAGCUGGUCACACUCAUCCUCAGGAACAACGAACUGGAAACUAUCAAUGGGGUGGAGCAGUUGUCUUCGCUCCAGCAUUUAGAUUUGGCCUACAAUAUUCUGCUGGAGCAUUCCCAGCUGGCUCCUCUUUCCUUGCUGCACUGCCUCAGCACACUGAAUCUGGAGGGAAACCCGCUGUACUUCCAGAAGACUCACCGCACCUCCACCGUCCGACACCUCUCCCCAAAGGCUGCCAACCUCAAACUCAGACUUGAUGGUACUCCGCUGUCCUCAUCUGAAUUAUCAGUUCUGCCAAAACGAGGUCAGCUGAUGGUCCAGGUACAGAGUUUGCCUUCUAGUUACUCCGUACCUGCAGAUCGGAGUAACCAGGAAGUGUCUAGUGGGCCGGGCGAGCUGAGUGACAGUGUGUCUGUGGGAGAAGUGGCUGUCUCAAACCUUCGCAAGAGGAGAUCUAGGAGUAAGGUGAAGGUGCGGAGGGCCAGCAUAUCCGAGCCCAGUGAUACUGAUUACGAGCCCAGACCCCCGUCCUGCACACAGGGCAUUGUCCUUCAGCACCAGCAGGAGAUUGAACGGAUGUCCAGCUUCAGGGAGCAACUCGGAGAAGACUGGCUAAGAUACGAACACCAUCUAGAUGGAGCUUCACCCUCAACCUUCAGCACCACUGCUAACCAGCAAACCUCCUGCUCUAAAACCCUCUCCAAUGGUCUCAACACAAACGCCAUUGUCCCACAGCAGCAGCCAUCUCCACCGCCUUCCCCUGAGGUGCUGGAAGUCCUCCUGCCGCCUAUUCUUUCUUCAGAACCCGGAAAUGAGACAUCUGACAUGGAUGCAGACCUUGAAACAGAGUCCACCUUACAGGACUUUCAAACCAUUCAGCUCACAGAGUCCACCUUGGAGAACAGCAUGGUAGAUGGGCUGGUGAUGAGCCAGGGAGUUGUGAGUUCACCUCAGCCAAGCCCAGAGUCCCAUAGGUCUGCUAGAGCAGCAAGUGGGGAGACCAAUCAUGAAGAAGAAGAGGAUUUAGGAGUGGACCUUUGUCACCCUCUGCUUGUGGGUGUCUUAUCUGACAAAGAGGAGGGGGUCGGCGAGGGUCAGGGACAGAGGAAAGGAAGAAGGGAGGUGUUCUUGUGCAUCAAAAAGGGCCUAGUGCUUGAGGUGGACAUGCAGUGUGGACAGGAGAGAUGCCGUCUGGAGCUGGAUAGCCUGGCUAAGGUGGAAACAACGGAGGCUGCAUGGGCCCGAGGGGAUACAGAAAAGCCGUUUCCAGCUGUAGAACUUCAGUUUGAUUACAUCAGCAAGGAAAAAAGGAGGAGAUGUUACGUCCUGUUAGAUGAUGACCCUCAGCAGGCACUGCAGGCUCUGACUGAUAUACUGUCUAAUGUGGUGGAGGAAAACCAACGCCGGGUCUCCGAGCUCUGUCCCAGCUGCAUUCGCCUGCAGUGCCUUCGCUGCAGGUCAGAAUUCACUCUUCAGGUAGAGGCUCACGAAGAAGAAGCCGGAGGACGAACGACACGGAGGAGAGGAGCCGUGAUGCUACCAGAAGGUGUGGAGGAGCAGGACGGGGAGGAGCUGACGGAGACACAGUGGGCCAGCAAAGGAAAAAGUCAAAUUUGUCCAGAAUGCAGCAGUGACCAUGUCGUGCAGGUGGCUGUCCAGUCAUCUCCCUACAGCAGUACACCCAUCCAGCGUUCAUCAAGGCCUGACAGCGAAGAUGAUCGAGACAUAACUGAGAGCAUGCAAAGUGCUUAUAAGCAGAUGACAGCGGAUGAUUACACAGAUGCUAGUAACAGCAGCAGUCCGAUCCCAGAAGCUGCUACCGCGACAGAAGAGUCCAUGUUUGUCACUGCCCAGGGAAGCUCCUUCUUCAUUGGCGAUAGCCCCGGUCAGACCAGCCGCCUUUCCUACAACUCAGAGUGCCAAAGCAAAGAGGACUUAGCAGGCAGCUACCACUACACCGCUACUGGUGCUACGCCACCUCAAGUGCAAGCCCAGCCUGCAGGGAGAUCCACCCCCAAUGAUAAUUUGGACCUUCUGUCUGAAGAUUAUGAGGUGGUGGACCAUCGGCUCAAGCUUUUCCUGGAUGUAGAAGUCUUCGAGGAGGAAGAAGAGCUUCACUCUUUCCUCAAGAUGUCUGCUGUCAAAUUCGGGGAGCCCGGGGAGGUUCCCUCACUGUUGGUUGUCUCAAACCAGCGGAUCUAUUUUCUGGAAGUGACAUCGGAUGUGCAAGGCCAGCUCACUGAUUGGCUGCAGAAAAGGGACAGCUACCCAAUCAUGGAGCUCAGCUACCUGGAGGUGGGGCUGGGCUCUCAGAGCAUCCACAUGGAGUUUGGAGACGGGUGUGGGAUGGGUGUGGCCUACACCCUACUCGUGAGGGACAGUGUCCGCUGCAACGGUUCUUUUGGCCUCUUGACAGGAAUCGUACGUGAGAUGGCCCACAAAUCAGACAGCAAGUUGAAGUCAAUCUCAACCAGAAGACUCACCCCCGAGCACCAUCUCUGGCCUCUAGUGUGUGAAGACAUCCAAGCAGAUGUGGAGGAUGGACAGCUGCAGUUCUUCUAUAUUCUGGCUUUUGUCCUACAAGAGGAUAUUUGGAUGUCAUUGACGGUUCUGGCGACUAGAGAAACCCUCUAUCUGCUCAGUGAGGAUCACCAGUGGAGGAAAAACAGCCUCACAGCGAAUGAAACAAAGGACCGUACAGCGGGAGCUUCACUGUGUAGAACUCUGCCAAUCAGCUGUGUGAGCUCAGUUCUCCUAUGGCCCUCAGACCAGUGCAGGAUGGAUAUAAAGCUUUACGAUGAGACUGUGAAACAGGAGAAGACGUGGUGUGUGCGCUCAGAGAGCAGCGAGCUCCUCCAGGGUCUGCUGGCCUGGGUCAGAGCACAGUGGGAGGCCAUGUUCGGAGUAAAACUGCACACAAGUCUGCAAGACGGAGCAGCAUAAUAGAGGAUGGCACAAAAAAGAAAUGUUAUAGACUCCGUGUGUGCGUUCCUGUGUUUUUUGUUAAGUUGUAUGGUGCUGGGUGAAGUUUGGUGAGCACGAUCGAGUGUGUCUUUGUUUUCUCUCUAUGCAGUCUGCACUCAGUCUGGUCCCAUUACGCUUGUUGCUUUAAGCCAACUUGGAAAUGAUUGCACUCAUUCAUGUGGCACACAAGCCUGUAAAAGCCCUGGUUGCAUAAUUUUUCCUGCAGAUACCAUCCCACCGAACUUUUCUACAGCUGAAAUGGAGAGUGCCUUGUUUCUUUUUGUUGAUGCUGUGUUGUCCUAAUGAAAUGCACCUUAAUGCAUCUCAUGCUGUUCUUUGAUCGUCUGUAUCAUCGAGUUAAUAUGGAGCAGAUUUGCGGGGUUUGGAGUUACAAGCAUUAAGUUAGUGGGGAAAAAAUGUUCUCUCUUAGGAUUUUGUAGGGGAGUAAUGCAAGGAGCUGAGCCUGGAAUAUGUCAACCCCCUUUGUCCUUUCUCACCAUCUUAGGGUGAUUUGCAUCACGCGGUCAACACGAGGCUGGGGGAACCUCUGAAAGGCCAAGGUUCAAGAUGUUGCCAUCAAAGAAUUUGCACACAGUUUUCACCCAAUUAAGGUCACAUGAUGUGUCAGGCGUUCCCUGAACGGUAGCACUUCACAUGUUUAAACGUUUGGGAAAAGAUGUUUAUUUUGUUCAUUUGUAAUUUGGGUUUGGUUGAUUUGUUUGUUUUCAGAGCAUGUAUGAAGGGGAGGGGGAAAUCUGUUCUGACAUCAGGCACUGUCAUCAUUCAGUAAGGGUGAUGGAUAAACAUUAUCUCAACUGAAUCCUUGUUUAUUUAGUUUAUAUGUCGGUUAAAAAUGUAAGACCGAACUUCUACAGCUGUGUGCAUGUGUAACCACUGUGAUGGGAAAGCGUACGUAUCAGCGUGUACAGUUAGAGAAAAGGUCAUAUUGGACUCAGCAGUUAAUUUAGAUCCACUAAUGUCAUCAUUUCUUUGUGUGUUUUUGGUUGGGGUUUUUUUUUUUUCUUCAAAACAGGCUCAUGCAGAAGACUUGUCUUAUUUUUAUAUAAAUGUGAUGCCUAUGAUUCAUAUACUUGACUAUAAAAGUGAUGUGUAUA